AUGGCUGCUCCUCAGAAGCCCGAAACUUUCAUGCUGAGCACCGAGGCUCAACAAGCGCUCCCUCAUGAUGCCCAAGUCGCUCUUCAACAAGUGGACAAUCUGAAAUAUUUCCUUCUCUCGGCGCCUGUAGAUUGGCAACCCGAUCAAUAUAUCCGCCGCUUCUUGCUCCCCACCGGCGAGUACGUCUCUUGUGUUCUCUGGAACAAUCUUUUCCACAUCUCCGGCACCGAUAUUGUGCGAUGCCUGUCCUUCAGGUUCCAAGCUUUCGGACGACCGGUAAAGAACCCCAAGAAGUUCGAAGAGGGUAUCUUUUCCGAUCUCAGAAACCUAAAGUCGGGCACCGAUGCCUCCCUCGAGGAACCGAAGAGCCCUUUUCUCGACUUCCUUUACAAGAACAACUGCAUCCGAACGCAGAAGAAGCAGAAGGUCUUUUAUUGGUACAGCGUCCCUCAUGAUCGCCUCUUCCUUGACGCUUUGGAGCGUGACUUGAAGCGUGAGAAGAUGGGACAAGAAGCCACCACGGUUGCUGUUAGCGAGCCGGCGCUGUCGUUCCAGUACGAUUCGUCUCAGUCGCUCUACGAGCAGCUGACCAAAGCCCAACAAGCCAAUUCUUCUUCCUUCAACGCGCAGCAGGUAAAUUUUUCCCAAGCGCAGGCAACCUCCCCGGUAAUGAGGGCCAUGGACUCGAUGCCCCCUCCCCAGAUGAUACCCCAGCCCGUUGCCCCUUUAGUGGAUGGGAUGGACGCCAUGGCAGCUUACGGAACGAUGGCCAUGGGUCCAGUGAUGAAUCAGCAGGUGAUCAAAAGGGAGCCUGAUAUGAACCGGGUGCAGUACAAUCAGAAUGGCGUCCCCGUUGCGCAAGCCCACCAGCGACAUGCUUCUAUGCCCGCAUACGGCCUGGAAUACUCGCCCGCGCCAUCCUUUGUAUCCUCCCAUUAUGAGGAUUACAGCAACCGGGGUAUUUCUUUCGAGCCCAUGACCCCACCUCAACAAGCGCUGGCUAUCAGUGCUGAGCCCGCCUAUAUUGCCAACGAAGAAACCGGGCUCUAUACCGCCAUCCCGGAUCACCUGGCAGGUGUAAAUGGCCUUGGCGGCAUGAUUCAACUUCCGCCCUCGAAUCUGGCUGGCAGCCAGUUCCCCCGUGCAUACGGAACCAACAACGUCUAUUCUGUCAUCGAAGGCUCGCCAACAUACAAGCAGAGGAGAAGGCGCUCUUCAAUCCCCCCUUCCAUGUCAGCUAUGGCUGCCGCCACGGGCAUGCCGACGGCUGUUGCGCCGCCUAACCACCGACCCUCCGAUCUUCGAAGGUCAGUCUCAGCGUCUGUCGGUCCGGUUCCCGAGGGCGAGGAGUCCGCGGAUAACUCUCCCCCCGGCUUGACCUACAGCACCAUGUCAAUCAGCAGCCAGCAGCACAAUCUCGAGCUCUCGCGUCACGGAACGCCUCUUUCCACCGUUGAGGGAAGCCCGGCUCUCAACCCCAUGUCUCUUCAGCAAGACUUUAGCCAACUGGCGGGCGAGGAGCUUCCAGGUGACGUCAGUGUGAAGGCAAUGCAUGCCCAUGCCGCCCCCAGCGGUGUUGUUCGUCGCGCCCGGUCCGCCACGGUGAUGGAACUGGGCCCUUAUCCCCAGAAGUCGCAUUCCUGCCCAAUUCCCACGUGCGGACGCCUUUUCAAGCGGCUCGAACAUCUUAAGCGGCACAAGAGGACCCAUGAUCGACCAGAGGGUACCGCCGAGGGAUCUGCGUAUAACCUUUCUGGCGAGGAAGAAGAAGAGUACUCGGGCGAAGACCAAUUGGGCUCUGUCGAGGAGGCUUCUCCCACGUCGGAAAAUGCGUAUGUGCCCGCGUCACUUAAUGCUGUCGCGAACGGAGCGACGUCUGGCUCGAACGGAGUUGCGCCUGCGGCUAGUAUGCCCCCAACUUCUGCAUACAACAGCCUUCAAACGCUCAGUAUGCCGAUGACGAUGAGCACGCCCCAGUCCAUCAAUGCUGGCGGUAUGAUGUGA
This is a messenger RNA of Scedosporium apiospermum, 2004 nucleotides long. Its product is annotated as Transcription factor steA. NCBI's taxonomy places the organism in Eukaryota, Fungi, Ascomycota, Sordariomycetes, Microascales, Microascaceae. Gene Ontology annotation, molecular function: DNA-binding transcription factor activity. The record is from RefSeq and is a predicted model, not a curated record. Gene Ontology annotation, cellular component: Ste12p-Dig1p-Dig2p complex; nucleus; Tec1p-Ste12p-Dig1p complex. The transcript has 3 exons. Gene Ontology annotation, biological process: sexual reproduction; regulation of DNA-templated transcription. The coding region runs from base 1 to 2004 and encodes 667 amino acids.